Sporisorium graminicola is the source of this 2019-nucleotide messenger RNA. RefSeq lists its product as uncharacterized. NCBI's taxonomy places the organism in Eukaryota, Fungi, Basidiomycota, Ustilaginomycetes, Ustilaginales, Ustilaginaceae. The transcript is spliced from 3 exons. Gene Ontology annotation, molecular function: ATP binding; protein kinase activity. Gene Ontology annotation, biological process: protein phosphorylation. The record is from RefSeq and is a predicted model, not a curated record. Bases 1 to 2019 code for a protein of 672 amino acids.
AUGAUGAUGGAACCACCGCAGGGCGCGGACCCCGAGGACUACUACGUCAAGCAGGAUCGGGUCGGAAAAGGCUCCUUCGGCGAGGUCUACAAGGGAUUCGACAAGCGAAAUAGACAGCCCGUCGCAAUCAAGAUCAUCGACCUCGAAAAUGCUGAGGACGAGAUCGACGACAUUCAGCAGGAAAUUGCCAUCUUGAGCCAGCUCGACAGCGCUCAUGUCACAAAAUACCAUGGCUCCUGGCUCAAAGGCACCAACCUCUGGAUCGUCAUGGAAUACUGCUCCGGAGGCAGUUGCUCGGAUUUGAUGAAACCCGGCCGCUUUCGCGAGGACUACAUCGCCAUCGUUGUACGCGAACUCCUCAAAGGUCUCGAGUAUCUGCACGGCGAGGGAAAGCUGCAUCGUGAUAUCAAGGCCGCCAACAUCCUGCUUUCCGCUACAGGUGACGUCAAGCUCGCCGAUUUCGGUGUCUCGGGCCAGCUCACAGCCACUAUGACCAAGAAAAACACGUUUGUCGGCACUCCUUACUGGAUGAGCCCCGAGGUGAUCAAGCAGAGCGGAUACGACUUCAAGGCCGACAUUUGGAGCUUGGGAAUCACCGCCAUCGAGCUGGCCAUGGGCGAACCCCCGUAUGCCGACCUUCACCCCAUGAAGGUUCUCUUUCUCAUCCCCAAGAACCCACCGCCUCAACUUGAAGGGCCCUUUUCCCGACCUUUCAAGGAAUUUGUCAACCUCUGCUUGCAGCGUGAUCCCGCCAACCGUCCAUCCGCCAAAGAGCUUCUGAAGCAUCCCUUCAUUCGCAAAGCGAAAAAGACCACCUACCUCACCGAGCUCAUCGAACGACUCGAACGAUGGAGAGCCGAGGGCGGCGAUCGCCACGAGUCAGAGGAGAGCGAAGAGGCAGACGACGACUUCCAGGAGGGCGAGGAGGACAUGUGGGAUUUUGGAACGGUGCGCAACACGAUGCGUCGCGGAGGGCGUGGAACAGUGGCCAUGCGCAUGCCCGCAAGUGCCAUGACUGCGGCUGCGGCUGCUGUCAACGGAGGCGACGAUGUACACAGCGGUAGAUAUCAGGCCAAGGAGCUACCUCAAGUGCCACGCCACGCGCCGCCCGCGCCGCCCCGAUCACCACAGCCGCAGCCUCGGUCCCCGACGUACGAACACAGUCCCUCCCAUUCUCAGUCGCAGUCGCCGCGUCCAGGCGUAUCGACACCACAGCUGCAGCAACAGCAACCGCAACCACAGCAACAGCAACAGCCGCAAAAGCGAUAUCAGCAGCCGCAGCCUGACCGCAGUUUUGGAACAUCUGGAUCUGCAGGCUCGGUUGGAUCUGCAUCUGGAUCGGCUGGAGGAACGGUACGCCUUGCAGCGGCACCAGCACGACCAGGUAUCCCGACCAGUGAGGCACCCAGCGAUGCGAUCCCGCGUCAGGCAAGCUUCUCUGCAGCUGAUGCGUACGAUAAGGCCAUCGCAGGCGCUUCCACUUCGCAUCAGCAUCCCGCUUCGAACGGGCACGGCACUUCAUCCGACCCGUACUACGCAGACAACCAGCGCGGCUACAAUGACCGUGUCGAAGAAGAGCGCAGGAGGAUGGAAGAGCUCCAAAUCCGACAACACAGUGCGCCACAAUCGAGCCAUGCUCACAAUAGCUCUGCAGACGCAGCUUACCAAAAUUCGCGCCAACAGCAAAUUCAGCAACAGCAACAGAAGCAGCAAGAACAACACCAACAACAACAGCGACAACAACAACAGCAGCAGCAGCAGCAACAACAACAACAGCACCAGCAGGCAGAGCGCCUUACUGCUCUCGAUACAGUCUUCCUUCCGGUCAUUGAGCAGCUCAACAUGGCGGUGGCCUCGCGUCGAGAGGCUGUGCGCACGCUGGCUAACCUUCGCGCCUGCUUGGAAGAAGCCGAGAUGGUAACCCCGGGCAUCAUGAACGCCUUUGCUGUCGAGUUGUUCCAUACCAUGGCCGAGGUGGAGGGCGAUCGCGAGCCCGAGGAGGAUCAGUGGGAUUCUUGA